Messenger RNA from Papilio polytes (common Mormon), 2062 nucleotides. Its product is annotated as protein DENND6A. Gene Ontology annotation, molecular function: guanyl-nucleotide exchange factor activity. The record is from RefSeq and is a predicted model, not a curated record. Lineage: Eukaryota; Metazoa; Arthropoda; Insecta; Lepidoptera; Papilionidae. Gene Ontology annotation, cellular component: recycling endosome. The transcript has a single exon. Bases 158 to 1843 code for a protein of 561 amino acids.
AGACGUGCUGUUGUUGCGUCCUCUUCGUUGUUUUUAUCGUGAUUUAAAAAAAUGCGUGUUUUUAGAUAUAAACAAUGUUUAAACAAAGCAUUUGUAGUGUAUAAUAUAGUGAAAUAUUAAAGUUUAUAGAAAUGUGUUAAGAAAACAAUAUACAAAAAUGGCUAGCGGACGACAGAAUUAUGGAGACAAUGACAUUUUAACUGAAGAAAGGGAGUUUCGAACGAAAUGGAGUAGAUUUUCAGAAUGGUUGCACUGUAUUUGUGUGGUUACUUUCGAUUUAGAGUUGGGUCAAGCUAUGGAAUGUGUUUACCCGCCUGGAGUUAAUUUGACGGAUCAAGAGAAAUGCAAUAUUUGUUACUUAGCGUUUCCGGACUCGAAUUCUGGUUGUAUGGGAGACACGCAGUUUCAUGUGCGUUUACGAUCACGUAUGCCUCUAUCGCAACAGCAGUUGAAUUAUAAUGAAGAGAGUGUGCCAACUCUGCGUGCCGAUAACACACAUUACUGGGGCUUCGUAUACUUUCGACAGGUCAAGGAUCCCACCUUACCUCGAGGAUACUUUCAGAAAAGCAUUAUACUACUAACUAGAUUGCCCUAUAUCAAUUUAUUUUACAAAGUCAUUAAACUUCUCGCUCCCAGGCAUUUUGAAGAUGGUGAGAGAAGUUUGGAAGCUGCCUCUCAUGAUAUCAACAGAUGGCCCUCAUUAGAAGCAGGAAAAAAUGUACUGUUACCUGUCUUAGGCGCAGUUUUUCAGUCAUACAUACCUAAUUAUCAGACAGGAAAAGUUUCAAGGUCAGAUAUUGCUAAGCAAAUCCAUUCAACAGGUGUUCCUCAUAUACUUGUUUCUAUACAAGAUGUUAAUGUCUUUGAUGCCCUUUCAAGUUUAAUAUCCCAUUUACACUUAUUAUGGGAACUUGUAUUGACUGCUCAACCUAUUGUAGUUAUUGCAAGUUCACCGACUGAGUGUUCAGCACUAGUUCAAGCACUCACAUAUUUAAUACAGCCGCUUCCAUAUGCAGCAGAAUAUCGGCCAUACUUCACCAUACAUGAUAGUGAAUUCAAGGAGUUUACAAGAAAACAAUUCAACCCUCCUUAUGUAAUAUUGGGUGUAACCAAUCCAUUCUUUACAAAGACAUUGCAACAUUGGCCACAUACAAUAAAGCUUGGAGAUUCCAGUUCAGUAAAAACGAAACUAAGAAAAGUUGGUAACAUUAAGUUGUUAGAUGCAGCCCCAGGUGUGUUCACACAUUAUAAAACAUUUCUAGAAAAAGAUAAAACAAUUAUAAAGAAGUUACACAAUGGUAUGAGAACUGACCGUCCAUCUGAGGUGCAAACAGCGAUGGUUAAGCGCCAUUUAUUAGAGUUGACACAGAGUUUUAUGAUUCCCUUGGAGCGUUAUAUGGCUUCGUUAAUGCCCUUACAAAAGAAUAUAUCUCCAUUCCGAGCACCACCUGUACCAAAUCCAUUUAACCCAGAAGACUUUUUUGCAACACUCCAACAAGCAGGUCCUCAUUUAACAACAGGUAUUAAAGGAGAUUGGAUCGGGCUUUAUAGAAAUUUUUUUAGGACCCCAAACUUUAGUGCCUGGUUUCAUCAGAGGCAUAAUAAUUUGACAAACAAACUGCAUGCUUUGCAAUUAGAGGCUUUGGCUGAAAGUGAUCUUAAGAAAUGGUCAGUUGGUAAAAAAGAAGUGGAGAUUGUUGAUAUGGUGUUGAAGUUGAGGGAAGUUUUGAAGAGUGACCCUCCUGUAGCUGACAAUACUCGUACAUUACUCGCAAGACGACUUGAUGAUCUGAACUGUGUGCUGCCCGAAGAUAUGAAGUCUAUAUUGAAUGCGGCCUCGUGACAUUUAAAAUGCUGCGCCUCAGAAUUAAGAGGUUGCAGCGAAGACUGCAGGAACCAAUCAAGAUUUGACAAGUCUAUUAUAUGCAUGUGAAGAUAAGGAACAUUGGACCAAAAAAUGGUGCAAUUUAUUUUCUUAACUCUGAAUGAAAGAUGCUUGUUAUGAUAGAUAUUAUUUUUAAAUGAACAUUUGAAAUAUUUUUUUAGAAUUUAUAUUGGACAC